CUCCGUCAAGUAUACUACUUAUUGUGUGCUUAGAUUCGCGUCGUGUUCGCUCAAUUGUGGCAUCGCGGUGUUGUAUUUUUAUCUUUUCAGUUUCGUAGUUUUUCGUCAUUUAUUAGGAACCUAGCGGCUUGAUAGUAUUUUUUUUUGUAUACGACAUUCAAACAACGUUUUGUUGUUUGGCUAUUCUAUACUGUCAGCAGUUAGACACCUUAUUGGUUCUGUCAUCGAGUUUUGCAUACACAUAGUUGGGAAGUAAAUUGCUCACGAGACGAGCGGUGUUAGUUCUGUGUUGGAAUGGUAUGUUUCAAAGUAACAAUCAACAAGUGAAUGAUCAUUCCAUGGAUUCAUAUUCGUUGGGUGUUCCAAUUGUUUUACUCGAAAAUAUAUUGUAGUGUUGGUCGGAGAAAAAAAAUCAUUUCAAUAAAAAGUGCUGUGCUAUAUGAAGUAAUAAAAACCAUUUAUAUCCGGCUUCAGUAAAUAUUUAGGAGUCAACGCUGGAUGAAAAGUGCUUGCGAAGAAGCGUACCUGUGUUUUAUUACAAGUUUGUUGCAUGAAAAGUAGUGGAAAAGUUCAACCACUCACACCAGCCCGACGAUUGAGUUCCGCAGUCGAGCUAGCAACUUUGCAAAAGUCGAAGAGAAGCCCAUAAGUAGAGGAAUACGAUCGACCGAGGGUUAGCCAGCCGUAGUAGGAACCAGUACAACCGAUACCUUUAACACCACCACAUACAGCGCCGUUGGUGUGACUGACUUGGAAGUGACGGCGGUGGCAAGCAAGCGGAAAGUUGAAAAUCAACUUUUGCAGACCCCAGAGCCCAGCGUCAAGCAGUUGGAAGCAACCGAAGCAGAAGAGACCUGGCUCGGCCAUUUCUUGUUUGAAAUUCUUCUUCAUACACCGUUAGUAUAGAGCAAGAUUGCACUACCGGGAUGAUGGCUCCAUCCCCCUCCAAGAGUACUAAAACGCAACAUCCGUCCUUCAUAAUAACGACGGACUCGGUAGACUCGAGUCCGGUGCCGUCCAGUCCACCCAGUACAGAUGCUCCCAAAUCACAAUGUUCAUCCUUGUCAGAUGGCGAGUCCUUCGAGUGCUACGGAGAAAAUGACAUCUCUGUUUCCGAGAACGGGGGUGUCGAUCUGGAACUCGCCCCGACUCUGAACUCCACUGCAAUUGGAGAAAACAACAUCAACAACAACAACAACAACAACAAUAGCAACACAACUGGUAUUACUAGACACACAUGGAGCCGCAUGAGCUUACGUGGUGCGCCUAAAAGCAACAAUAAUGAUAAUCUACCGAACAGACGUUGGGGCUCGAUGAGACAUUCCGGAAAAAGACAGCUAGGAUCCAAUGCCUUAGCCAAUCACCUCUACAGAUCAUCGAGUUUCAACUCGUCCGGCCGGAGCUCAAACUGUGAUACAGCAGAAGAUAUGUAUAGCGAUGUAAGUUUGGAGGACGUGCAAGACUUAAAUCAUAAGCUAGAGAUAUUACAACGGCAAGUGACGAACCUGGCGGAUACACAGAACAAUGUCGAAGAUCGCACCAGCCGGACGAAGGCGGAGUACGCGGUGCUGCAGGCCCGUUAUCACAUGCUGGAAGAACAGCUAAGAGAGACCGAACUGCGAGCUGAGGAACGCCUUGCUGAAGAGCAGAAGCGACACCGGGAACUGUUGGCCCGUGUCGAACGGGAAGCUAAACUACAGAAUGAAAAUUGCCAGAUCCGGAUACGGACGAUUGAGAUGGAAGCGAACCAGCUGCGGGAGGAAAUUUCCCGGUUGCGGUUACAGUGCGACAAACAGGCCGCAGAUUUGCACGCCACCGAAGAUAAGCUGGAGAAGACGCGAGAUAGUCUGAUGGUGUCCCAGCAGGAUCUCGCCGAGGCCAAAGCCAACGAGAAGAAACACAAAGCCGAUAAACAGGCAGCCGAAGACCUGAUGGUUGAAUUAGGCAAAGAAUGUGAGCGCUUGCGUUCGGAGCGUGGCCCAGCGCUGCCAACCACCUCACCCGAAUCUCUUCGGUUGGAGGAACUACACCAGGAAAUGGAUGAACUGCGACAGAAGAACAAACAGCUGGAGGAAGCGAACGAAGAAUUGCAGGCAGUGGUACUGACGAAGGGUGUUGAAGAGGGUCGGAAUCUAUUGAAUGGAACAUCCAACAGUCUCGCACAGGAACUGGAAGCUAUGAGCCAAAAUCAGGAUACCGUCGAUUCGAGCACAUUAGCGUCAUUAACACAGCUCCAGAUCGCGUACCAGGACAAAGAAGAGGAAAAUCGUCGACUGAAGCACUACAUCGAAACAAUGCUGCUCCAGGUGGUCGAGCACUAUCCGCAACUGUUGGAGGUUAAAGCGGCAUGAGCGACAAAGUGUUUGAACGGCGGUAACUGCGAAUACGACGCUAUAACGCCGGUGCGGUGUGAUAUCGAGUGAACGUAGAACAAAUGCAACAAACCCAGCUACUUUUAAGAGAGAGAGAAAAACACAUCAUAAUGUUAAACCAACCCCCACCCCCCCUUUAGGAGUCCUUUGACCGUGGGCCGUGUUUUAAAUAUGUAGAAUGUAGCAAACCAUCCCGUUGUUCUUUAUUUUGCUGAGCUCUAGUUACAGUCCGAUCCUUUACGUAAUCAUCUGUAAGAAGCAGGUUCGAAUAUUUAAAUUAUCGAUAGGUUUGUUAACUGGCAAGUUGAAGAAACAUCUUACGAGCAAUAUAUUUUAUAUGUAUUUAGAACUUAGGAACUAAACACAGCUUAGCGAGUAGGUUCUAUUCGUGUUUAUGUUGAGAGAAAUAUCUUUUUAUAUUUGUAUUUUACAUGAAUCAAUAUUUUCUUUUAUCAACACAAGUGUUUUACCAGUUUACAGUAGCUAGACUGUAUGUGUUCGAUGCAAACGAAGGCGAAAAACUUUUUCUGUAGAGUUGAUUAUUCUUCAAAUAGUUUUCGAAAAAGAGGCAUGCGAUAUUCAAAUCGAAUUAAUUGCCCAACAGUUUAUGCAGUGAUAUGAAACCGAAGCCUUUACCAAUAUUGCUCCACGAUUCCGAUUUUAAAAUCAAGCCUAAUGACUGUACAGAAUUGUGAAACUGGUGCUUAAAGUGAACCUUAUCAUGUGACAACUCUCGGUUUUCAAGUUUAUUUUCAACUUGUACUUCAGAAGAUGUAUGAAAUCCGGAAAUCAAUAUUUUGUAAAUAGUUCUUCAUCAUGGAAUAGGAAUUUGCGUAUUAGUUAAACAAAAUUCGAUAUUGUAAUCAUGUUAUCAGUAAAGCAUCGAAACGAAAAUUUUGGCUUGUUUCUUCGUUUAGGUUGGUUGAUCACUUGCUAUUCACAAUCAAAUGUAUCUGCCCGAUGUUACUGACGAGCUAGAUUUACUGUUUUAUACACUGACAAAUAUCAAAACUUUAUUACGAUUAGGAAGAGCAACUAACAAAUCUGAAGCAUUAAUAUAUUGUAAUUCGUCCGCGGCAGUGUAGACUACGUAAGAUGAAAUAAUGAAACAAUUUUAAAUUGGAUGCCAAAAUAGCGUUCUACUACUAAACAGUACUGUAUUAGUUACGAUAGAGGAUGAAAUAAAUACUACUAAACUAAAA
Malaya genurostris is the source of this 3574-nucleotide messenger RNA. RefSeq names its product rab11 family-interacting protein 4B (gene nuf). Gene Ontology annotation, biological process: regulation of cytokinesis; endocytic recycling. Bases 927 to 2351 code for a protein of 474 amino acids. Lineage: Eukaryota; Metazoa; Arthropoda; Insecta; Diptera; Culicidae. Gene Ontology annotation, cellular component: endocytic vesicle; cleavage furrow; recycling endosome membrane. The transcript is spliced from 13 exons. The record is from RefSeq and is a predicted model, not a curated record.